Messenger RNA from Castor canadensis (American beaver), 1667 nucleotides. The record is from RefSeq and is a predicted model, not a curated record. NCBI's taxonomy places the organism in Eukaryota, Metazoa, Chordata, Mammalia, Rodentia, Castoridae.
UUCGAGACCAGGAAACUAUCCAAGACCAGACGUGACAAGGAGAAGCAGAGCUGUAAGAGCUGCGGUGAGACCUUCAACUCCAUCACCAAGAGGAGACAUCACUGCAAGCUGUGUGGGGCGGUCAUCUGUGGGAAAUGCUCCGAGUUCAAGGCCGAGAACAGCAGGCAGAGCCGUGUCUGCAGAGGGUGUUUCCUGACAGAACCUGUCAGCCCCAGCUCUGAUGGUCCCACUGAGCCCAAGCAGAGCACAGAGAAGCCACCCACUGCGGAUUCCCGGCCUAGCCUGCUCUGUGGCCCCCUGCGGCUGUCAAACAAUGGUACAGCCUGGAAUGAGGUGUGGGCUGCCAUCCCUGAAUCAGACCCCCAGGUGCUGGACCUUCAGGGAAGCAACCAGGCUGGUCAGCUGCUAUGCACCAUCCCUCUCCCUGGCUGCACGGUAAGCAUGCUAGACCCGGAGGAGAAGCUAGAGGCAGAGCAUGUGUGGAAGCUUCGGCGGGGCCAGCAGACCUGGUACCUGAGUGCCCCCUCCACGGAGCUAUGGCAGCGUUGGCUGGAGGCUCUGAGUACUGCCACCCACGGGGACACGGCCCAGGACGGCCCAGGAACCCUGCAGCCCCAGGCCCCAGCAGAUACCACCACUCCCUGAGCAGAACUCCCAUGGCGCUUUGCACCGCCAUGUCAGACCUGUACUCAGGGAGGUGACAUGGGAGGCCAUGUGAAGGAAUGAAGGAUUCCUGCGACUGCUGAAUAUAGGCAGAGUUUGGGGGGCAUUUGGCCCUGGAGGGUCCCUCUGCUUUGGAGAGGAGGAAACUGAGGCCUGGAGAGGAGCAGUCACUCAGCAAGUCUUGGGCAAGAGUUCGGCCUCUGUCUUCAGCCCCGGCAGUGUGGCCACAGAAGUGAGCAUCGGCUGCUGCCAAAAUAAAUGUCAUCUGAGCAGGCUGUGUGACGGCACGGGCUCUAAAAGACAGACGCUGGGUGGGUGUUUCAGGGACAGCCACAACUGCCUGGUCGGUAGUCACCCCCUGGGUAGCUGACCCUGGCCUCUGCCCAUGCUGUGUACCUGUGUGAGCUGGACUGUGACUUGUAUUCUGAGCUCCACCUCCCUUCUGUCCUUUCCUGAGGGUCUGCCUCGCAGCCCUGCUGAGUUCCUGUGGAAGGGUCAGUGGGAAGCCUGCCCCAUCCAACCUGGACAGGUGGUUCCUGAACAGCCACACUCAGAAACUCUGCAGGAAGCCUGGACCUUGGCCCUGUGUGGCAGUCAUGUGAGAUUUGCACCCCUUUGCAAGCAUGUGCAGUGCUUGUCUGUGUAAAUAAAGCCCUACUGUCAGCAAGUGGGCUCAGCCUUAGCACCGUCUACCCCACCCUUUGGCAGGUCCUUCACAGGCGUGUGGAAGGUGGGAGCAAGAGUGACAGAGUUGCACAGGCCACACACCUGGCCUGGUGAGCAGUUCUGCAUCCUGGAUCCUCUAGGGGGUGGGCAGGCAGCUGGCCACCCGACAGGGCAACGGUGCCAACACCUGAGGUGCUGGAACAUCAUGAAUGUCAUAGGAUGGGGGUACUGUUUGCACCAGAUCUCUAAGGGCCUCUAGGAGAGGUGGGGGUUUUAGGGACUGAUGAUGGGGGUUCGGCCCAUCCUCUAAUAUCCACAUAGCACUCUAUGAAACACCU